This is a messenger RNA of Talaromyces proteolyticus, 1011 nucleotides long. RefSeq lists its product as uncharacterized. Gene Ontology annotation, molecular function: ubiquitin protein ligase activity. The record is from RefSeq and is a predicted model, not a curated record. The transcript has a single exon. The coding region runs from base 1 to 1011 and encodes 336 amino acids. NCBI's taxonomy places the organism in Eukaryota, Fungi, Ascomycota, Eurotiomycetes, Eurotiales, Trichocomaceae.
AUGGCUCAAACAUCACAAUCAUGCAGUCUAUCACACAUCCUAGAAGUUUGGCCUAAUGAAGACCUUGAAUGUGUUGGAUUUGCAACUUCGAAGGGCCGCCGGUGCACAGUCCACACAAAUCCGAGAAAUCGCCGCAACGCCCAGAUACUCAUGAGAGAAGGAACUGAUCGGUUAUCCAACGGAGAAGAGUGCAUAGAUGAAAUUUUGAAUCAGCUAGCACCUCUGACACUUUGUGUGAGGUUUCAUCAGAAGGAUGCCCCUGACAAGGCUAGGGAAUGGGCAGAAAAAGUACGGAAAUUUGUACAAAGACGAUCGACUGCUUCUACGACGCGUCCCCGAGAACAUAGUUCAACGACUAGACAGUCUACCCCAACUGCGGAAAGACAAAACCAGAGCAACCAAAUUAUUCAAGUAAACAUUCAGCAAAAUUACUACAACUUAUAUACUUGCUCUGGGCGCGAAACCGAGUCUGGAACGCAAAGCCGAAGGACUACAACAUCACAUUACUCUCCUGCUUCUAUAUCACUCACAACACCGAGCACAGCAUCAUCAGCCGUAAGCACUCAGUAUGUUCGCCCGGGCAGGUUGACACAAAAUCGAAAUGUCAUUACACCAGUGCAUAGCGAACGAACGAUAACGCCAAUAAGACUGGCAUUACCAACAUCGUCACCAACACCGGGAAGAGCAACAACACCAACGCAGCAGAGCUCGACUUUUCCAAGAAGACGGACUACCAACAUCAGACAGCCUGUCGAAGGGGAAUGUGGAAUAUGUUAUAACUCGUUACUCGGUGAUAAUGAGAGCGAAGAGGAUGAUGGCUUGUCUGACGAUCUUGAUUCAGAAUCGGUAGCUAGCACACCAACGGGUAACAGAAAAGAAUCAUUGGUUUGGUGCAGAGCGCAAUGUGGACAAAAUUAUCAUAAAGAAUGCAUGGAUUUGUGGGCUGCGUCUUGUACAAACAACUUGCGGCCGGCUACUUGUCCGAUGUGCAGGGCGCAAUGGAGGCAGUAA